Siniperca chuatsi (mandarin fish) is the source of this 633-nucleotide messenger RNA. It is a transcript of the gene lsm5, whose product is annotated as LSM5 homolog, U6 small nuclear RNA and mRNA degradation associated. The record is from RefSeq and is a predicted model, not a curated record. The transcript is spliced from 5 exons. Gene Ontology annotation, molecular function: RNA binding. Lineage: Eukaryota; Metazoa; Chordata; Actinopteri; Centrarchiformes; Sinipercidae. Gene Ontology annotation, biological process: mRNA splicing, via spliceosome. The coding region runs from base 107 to 382 and encodes 91 amino acids. Gene Ontology annotation, cellular component: U4/U6 x U5 tri-snRNP complex; U6 snRNP; Lsm1-7-Pat1 complex.
UGUAGAUAGCCGUUCGAUGAUUGAUUCAGGCUCGAUUGCUUCAGCCUGGCUACUGACGCUCUUCUUUCCAUUGCUUCUGCCUGCGCGCGGGGUCCAUUGAACGAACAUGGCGGCUACUCCAGCAACAAAUCCGUCACAGUUGCUCCCACUUGAGCUUGUGGACAAAUGUAUCGGCUCCCGAAUUCACAUAGUCAUGAAAACCGACAAAGAAAUCGUCGGCACCCUGCUGGGUUUCGAUGACUUUGUCAAUAUGGUCCUGGAAGAUGUAACAGAAUUUGAAAUCACACCAGAGGGAAGAAGGAUAACCAAACUGGACCAGAUCCUCCUCAAUGGCAAUAACAUCACCAUGCUCAUACCCGGAGGGGAAGGUCCUGAAGUAUGAGAGCCGUCACUGAAUGCUGAGACAGUUUUGUGUUGCGGUUACAAGCCUUUCCUAUGUUGUGUUCCUUGGUUGAUUAUGUCAUUGUUGUUGUUUUCGGAUCAUUAUAAUAUUUUUGUAAUACGAUUCCUAAUUGAGUACUUGUUAAAAAAAAAAAAAAAGAAAGAUAAAUCAUAAGUGCAUCGUGACCAAAUGAUACAUGACAAAUAAGCAUUUUUUGUUAUAAAUAAACGAGUCACACAAUUUGAAAAAAA